AUGAGGGGUUCCAGAGAAGAAAAAGCGGAUUCAGCCUCUUCGGGUGAAGAUGAGGAAUCAUUGAGAGAAUUGGUGAGUUUUAACAAAGUUUAAACACUGAAGACUCCUGUUUGGGAAAUUUGUGAACUUUUCUCGCAGAUGCGGCAAGGUGUUAUGGCUAGUUCUCGUUAGGGUUGCGUUCUAUUUUAAUACUUGUUUUGGGUUUUUCUUGAAUGAUGCUUUGUGUUGUUUUGAUCGAUAUAGAUUAAUAAACAUCGCAAACAACAGUUGUUUACGAAUCUGCGGAUAGCUCUGCAUCAAACUUUAAACAUCUUGUUCCACACAACUGAGUCCUGACUUAUUAUAAUCACAAUAAUAUAUCCAGAUGUUUCCUUUUUAAACCUUCCUUUGCUCUAUUUCCCUGCUGUUCCAAGGUAUCGAUUACAUUGAUCCAUUAAAUCAGAUUUUGCACCUGACAUUUUAAUAUUCUCAAGCUCAUUUAGUACAAUUAAGCAAAAAGUAAAUUCACUUAAAAAAUGGAUCACAUAGAAAUGUAACUUAGAAAAAUAUUCUAAUUUAUGCACUAAUAGCAAUACGAGCUGUCACGAUUAAAGAAGAUGAUCAGUUUGUCAUUGAAAAUUGUCAGCUGGCCACAUGAUUCGUUUCGUUUUGAUAACCUGACAUGCAACACCGAAAAAUUAUUAUAAUUUAUGCACUAAUUAAUAAUAAUUCAAGCUGUCAUAAUUAAAUAAGGUGAACAGUUUUUCAUUUAGAUGUGCUAGCUGGCCAAGUAGUUUGUCUCAAUCAUCUAAAAUGCAGCAUGGAAAAAAUUUAUGUACUUUCAGUAAUACAAGCUUUCUUAAUUAGGGAGGUGAUCAGUUUGUUAUUGAGAUUUACCAUCUUUGCAUUGAGAUUUGCCAACCCAGGGGAAUAUGACAUUUUCAGGUUUUCAAAAUCACCUGCUGGACUCCUAACAUGGCAGGUAGGUCAAACUCCUGACCUGAAAUCAGUGGGUAAAUGUCAAAAUCCCCAUCUAAGGAGGGCCCUCCCAAUCAAUUUCCACCCCAAUCCUGGGGCAAACCAUUGGUAGGUGCAUUUAUCUAGCAGUAUCACUCACCAAAAGGAGGUUGAGAGGGGUGAAAUGGGAAGGUCCUUUUAGAAGAGAGGAGGGGUCUGCUAGAGGUUUAGCAAUUAGUGCCAGACUCCUGAUGAGCAUCUCCCCCACUCCUCUCAAAUCUUCGUUUGGGCAGGAAAAACAUGCUUCCUGCAGCACUAUUAAUAAGGGCUUGCUCACAGGCAAGAAAAUGAUGAGAUGUUGUUUGCUCUGCAUAUUUUUUUGCUUAUGUGAUUGGGUAUUUUUUGUUUUGUUUUGUUUUGUUCUUUGGGAAAGAAACAAGCAAUUCAGGCAAGCAGUAAAGGAGCAAAAAAGACCAAAAACAAAAGUCAACUUCAUGAACUGGUAACUGAUUUGAUUUUGUUUAGCAUCACUGCACUCAUGCUAUGCACAAAUAAAAUUAGACCCAAAAAUGAAAUAAACCUUUACACCCCAAUAUCAGUGAGCAUAUUCUCUAUACUGUUUUUCAUACAUUUUUUUGAUUAAGCUAAUUAGGAGAAUUUGUUGAACAAUCAAGACUUUCUUUACUUGGAAAUCAUUUCCUUUAUUCUUGUGGCCUUCAUUUGUGAUUUCUGGGUGAUAUUGUAAGGGGUAAUUAGGUAAUAGACUCUCACAGAGGUGGUAAAUUGUGAGCUCUGUUAUUGAGAAGGCAAGAUAUUAUUCAUUGGUUGACAAUUAUAGAACUAAUAGAGAAAUUUGUGAUUUGUAUAUUGUCACAUAACACUGUCAACAUUGCGGUAGAACACCUGUCACAUCAUUUGAACAUGGUAGUAGUCUAGUUCACCAGGAGGGUCUCUAUAGCUCAGAGGUAGAACAUUGUGAAACAAAAUCUAAAACUCUGAGGUUUUUUGUCAUAGGAGACUUUGCUUUUUCCUUUUCCCCAUUGUGAUCAAUGAAUAACAUCUUUCUUUUAUCCUUUGACUCCUAAGAGUAAUUAGCUUCUGAUUUCUCUUGAGUAAAGACUUGAUUGUGGCAGUUAGUACUUAAGUAAUAGUGGAAAUAAGGCCUGAAGAAAAUUCACUGCACGGGUGUCACACAGGUCAUGGGUUCACAUCCUGUACAGUCCUGAAUUUUUUUCAGGCCUUAUUUUCACUACUACUUUUUAGUAAUGAAGAUCACCUUCAUUUACAUUUCCUAUUUCUGCUAUAUUGUGCUGUAAAAUGUAGCUUGGAGUAUGAUGCAGAUUACUCAGCUUUCCCUCAUGCUGAAGGGUGUCAUUUGGCACUUUCACAAUACAAAGUAGAAUCUCUAUCAAACCUUGAUUUGAAAUAAGCUUUUUCUUAACCCUUUCAAUCCCAAGAUCUCUCUCUCUCCUUACUUUCUGCCACACACUGCUCAUAGUUUUAGUUCUAAGAAUUGAUUCUUGGAUCAAACAUUUGGUUAUCUCCUGAAGGAUAUUUUUCUAUAUUCUCAUUACUUGUCUGCAUGAAAUUGUACUGGUGUUGUUAGGAGAAAGUAUGUCUUGGUCACUGCUGGGAGUGAAUUGGUUAAUAAGCAAUUCUCUUUUUUUUCAUGUAGUGCACAGUAAAUGGGAUCAAAUUUGAAAAGCUUCAGAAAGGAGCAGGAAAGAAUGUUGCUAGCCUGGAGAUGUUCUUCUCUGGAUUUCCCAAGAUUAUUGGUAUGGAGAACUUCCCAGAUCUUCAAAAUUUAACUCUGAUGGGACAACAGAUUACAACGCUGGAGAAUCUGGACUGUUUGCCAAAUCUUACAGAGUUAUGUGUGUCUGAAAGCAAGAUAACUGUAAGUACAAGUCAAGGUUGAAUUCUCAAAUAUUAAUGGGGAACUUAAGCAAACCAUGCCUCUAUUAAAAAGAAAAAAACAUGAAAUCGCCAAAAUUUGCGAGGUCUAAGAUUGGAAAAUCCUAAAGCAAAUUAUUAAAGUUUCAAAUUGGCAGGAUUCAAACUUGUGCCUGCCAGAAACCACCAACUGAGCUAUAAAGUCACACACUAAGAGGAAGGUACAUUUAGGACAAAUAUCUUCGGUAGACACAAUGUCUAAAGUUAAAAUUCCUCCAUUUUAGAAAUUCCCCAACUUUUUUUUUAGGUUAAGUGGUUGUUGGUAUGGUUAUUGUGAGAAAUUUUGUGAUUGGUAGAUUUAGCUGAGUUGACUUAGAGUGAUUGGUUGCUUCAACAGCCAACUGUCCAAUUACAGCCAACUCUCUGAUUACAGUCAACUGUCCAAACCGCAACUGUCAGAUUACACUGUCCAAUUACAACUGUGCAGAAUGACUUGUGAAAAAGAAAGCAGUUAACUCACUAAUCACAAGUUAGGAAAUUAUAAUUAUGAUACUGUUAUGAUUACUAUGAAUUUCUACUUUCCAGGCUAUCUCUGGCCUUGAUGGCUGUAAGAAGUUGAAAAAGCUGUUCUUAUAUGACAACAAGAUUACAAAGAUUGAGAAUAUUUCUCACCUGGAACAGCUGAAUGUUUUAUGGCUGAACAACAACAAUAUCAUUGCAAUUGAGGUAUGAAUUUAAGGGAGUUCUGUUAUCUGAGGGACACAUGAAAAGAGGCAAUGCACAUAUAGUCUCGCUUUUGAGUUGUGUUCGAGCUCAGAAUUUUUUCUUUCUUCCAUACACAAUACAUUUAACUCAAAUUAACAGUUUUUUUCUUUGCAGCAUAGCAUAUAGUUAUUUUACAGUCUCUGUCUCUAUUAUAAGUCUGACUGAUGUGCAUGUAUUGGUCAGUUCUCUUUCAGUAAAUAUAUGUUAUAUACCAGUAGAGGGAGUCCAUAAAAAAUUAUGUGAAAUAACUGGUCCUCAGGUCUUAAGUAAAGCCCAAGGCCAAUUGCAGAGGGCUGUACUCAAGACCAAGGCAUCAGUUUUAUCCCAAACAGACUGACCUAGGCCAGUAGAUAACUUAUUAACCCAUUUCUUCUGGUUUGCUCUUGUGGACCAAGGUUUAGCCAAUCAGAUUCAAGGAUUUAAGAUUCUGACCUGCUGUGAUGCCUCAGAGAAAAUAAGAAGUAACUGUAUGUUUUUUGUUUAGGGCUUAGAGAAGCUUCUUUAUCUCCUUGAUCUGAACUUGGCAGGAAAUAAGAUUACAGAAAUUGGUGAGCAGUAAUUGAAAUUUAAUGUUUCUGCACAAUCAUUUUCUAGUUUUGACCUCCAUGCCUUCUUAUUCAUGAUGAGGAAUUAUGCUUUUCAUGUACAGUAAAUUGCAUGAAUAACAUUUCACUUUUCAAGUACAGUAAAUCGCAUGAAUAACAUUUCGCUUUUCAUGUACAGUAAAUUGCAUGAAUAACAUUUCACUUUUCAUGUACAGUAAAUUGCAUGAAUAACAUUUCGCUUUUCAAGUACAGUAAAUCGCAUGAAUAACAUUUUGCUUUUCAUGUACAGUAAAUUGCAUGAAUAACAUUUCACUUUUCAUGUACAGUAAAUUGCAUGAAUAACAUUUUGCUUUUCAUGUACAGUAAAUUGCAUGAAUAACAUUUCGCUUUUCAUGUACAGUAAAUUGCAUGAAUAACAUUUCACUUUUCAUGUACAGUAAAUUGCAUGAAUAACAUUUUGCUUUUCAUGUACAGUAAAUUGCAUGAAUAACAUUUCACUUUUCAUGUACAGUAAGUUGCAUGAAUAACAUUUUGCUUUUCAUGUACAGUAAAUUGCAUGAAUAACAUUACGCUUUUCAUGUACAGUAAAUUGCAUGAAUAACAUUACGCUUUUCAUGUACAGUAAAUUGCAUGAAUAACAUUUUGCUUUUCAUGUACAGUAAAUUGCAUGAAUAACAUUUUGCUUUUCAUGUACAGUAAAUUGCAUGAAUAACAUUUCACUUUUCAUGUACAGUAAGUUGCAUGAAUAACAUUUCACUUUUCAUGUACAGUAAAUUGCAUGAAUAACAUUUCGCUUUUCAUGUACAGUAAAUUGCAUGAAAAACAUUUCACUUUUCAUGUACAGUAAAUUGCAUGAAUAACAUUUUGCUUUUCAUGUACAGUAAAUUGCAUGAAUAACAUUUCACUUUUCAUGUACAGUAAGUUGCAUGAAUAACAUUUUGCUUUUCAUGUACAGUAAAUUGCAUGAAUAACAUUACGCUUUUCAUGUACAGUAAAUUGCAUGAAUAACAUUACGCUUUUCAUGUACAGUAAAUUGCAUGAAUAACAUUUUGCUUUUCAUGUACAGUAAAUUGCAUGAAUAACAUUUCACUUUUCAUGUACAGUAAGUUGCAUGAAUAACAUUUCACUUUUCAUGUACAGUAAAUUGCAUGAAUAACAUUUCGCUUUUCAUGUACAGUAAAUUGCAUGAAUAACAUUUUGCUUUUCAUGUACAGUAAAUUGCAUGAAUAACAUUUUGCUUUUCAUGUACAGUAAAUUGCAUGAAUAACAUUUCACUUUUCAUGUACAGUAAAUUGCAUGAAUAACAUUUUGCUUUUCAUGUACAGUAAAUUGCAUGAAUAACAUUUCGCUUUUCAUGUACAGUAACUUGCAUGAAUAACAUUUUGCUUUUCAUGUACAGUAAAUUGCAUGAAUAACAUUACGCUUUUCAUGUACAGUAAAUUGCAUGAAUAACAUUUUGCUUUUCAUGUACAGUAAAUUGCAUGAAUAACAUUUUGCUUUUCAUGUACAGUAAAUUGCAUGAAUAACAUUUCGCUUUUCAUGUACAGUAAAUUGCAUGAAUAACAUUCUUUUCUUUACCCACAGGGAAUUCUCUCGAUGGAAACUUAAAUCUAAAAACUUUGAAUUUGUCAGCAAAUUGCAUUUCAUCCUUAAAGGUAGGUGUGUCUGAGGGUAAAAAUUUGUUGUGUUCUUUAACUCUUUAAUUCCAGUUAGUGACCAAAACAGAAUUUCUCUUUUCAAUAUCAAUACAAGAUCAGGCAGACAAUCAAUGAGAAUAAAGAGAAAUAUCAGUUACGGGAUUAUUAAUUGAUCCAAUACUAAAUUCUCAAAACUCACACUUUUAGAAUUUUAUUUUUUUUCUGUUGCAUGCCCCUGGCCCUACUUAUUAGGGCGUGUUGCUUUGAAACAUGCAAUACUUGCUGCGCAAGCAUAAAUCAAUUCAGCUGCUUACUCAGUUCAGAUCAAACAUUUAAUGCAUUUUCUAAUGGCAACUCUGUAUUAUCAGAUGGGAGGCAGAAAAAACUGGGUCGAUCAAUUGCUGGCGCAGGGAUAAAAGCCUUUAUGUGUAUGUGCAAUGGGUAGGAAGUUCUGAAGGUGUGGCAGAAGCAACUGAAGUUUUUUGUUGCAUUACAUGUUGUAGGAUCUUACAAACUUGUCACAGCUGUCAUGUUUGGAGUCUCUAAGUUUAAAAGACCCUGUGUACGGGCCAAACCCAGUGGCUUUGCUGUGCAACUACUCAACACAUCUCUUGUUUCACCUGCCAAACCUGAAAAGAGUGGACUCCUACAAUGUGGACGAUAAAACACUGAAGGAACUGGCAGAGGUAUGUGAACCAAGAGAACUGGUUUGACUUUAUCCACGAAACUAACCCAAGCAGUUCUACGAUCUUCACAGUUGUCAAGUUCUGCCAAUACACAGUGUAACAACAAAAGCGUUACCUUUCUAACUCGAAAUACUUUUAUUUUUGAGAGCUACGGUAGUAGUAGGUUGAAACUAAAAAUAUACGUCAGAGGUCAGUUAAGUAAUGAAGAUAAACAAACUACAAACAAAAAAUGAAUUCAAACAAAGCGAAACGGAAAAAAUACUUGGAUUGAUAACGCUUACUAUGUAACUGCAAAAUAGAGAACUGCGCAAAGCGCGACUUUAGGUGAACUGACUUAAAAAGUGGUUAAGCGUAAAAGAAACUGGCUUUAAAUACAAGAGGACUGCGAAAUAGCGUGUGGUAUGAGAAACGAGCAAAAUGGUGUAACUGACGAAGAAAAACGCUGACAAACUUACCAAGAAAAAAUUAGGAAAAUAUUUAGAGCUAAAGUAUGAAAAAGUUAAGAGCUGAAUAGGUAAUUACAAAUUACACGGAAAUAAUUGGCAAGCGCCUAGAUCUUACAUACAGGGUCCUGGAAAACCUGGAAAGCCCUGGAAUUCUAUUUUGAAUAUUUUGCAGUGACAGCAUUCGCUGUUUAAGGAAAAAAAUUUCAGCUUUAUGACAACAUUAUUUACAUGCAUAUUAUGUUAAGGCCCAACAGGCAGCUUUCAGCUCUUAAAUUCUCUCUUCUUUUAGACCACAGUGGUUAAGAAGAAGAUGUAUUACAACAUGCGCGUGAAGACGAUGCAGAGAAACAAGGCUGACUUGCUUUUCAGACUGGAGACUGAGAGAGCAAAUCUUCAGGCUGAACCCAGGAACCGAAUGCUUAAACUCUUUUCAGCCGUCAAAGAUGUAUGUUUACAGCGAUAAAUAAGAAAUUCGUAAAAAUAUUGUCAUACUUUUAUAGGAAUGUGCAAGAGGCCAUUUUACAGUUGUGUAUUUAGUUGCCAAGCCUUUGAUUUAGAGUGAGGCUGAAGAUGACUUUGUUGUGAUAGAGACCAGUAUCUAGUUAGCAUGAUAACAAAGUAAAUUUGCAUUUGAAAAGCAGCAAGGUUUGUAUCAUAACAAGGUCAACCUUAGCCUCACUCCUGUUCAAAGGCUUGGCAACCAAGCACGCAACUGUAAAAUGGACUAUUGAGUUUCGAAAGUAAUCCAGGAUUACUUUGUUUUUGAUUUACUUCGCUCCGUGAUUGGUCCAGAAAACUCAUGCCACGCUCUCAACCAAUCAGAUGCAAAACUAAAACCAUUUACGACUUGGCCGCCCGCGUUUUCCCGCGGUUUUGGCAGUUUGCUCUUUACUUUGAGUUCUCAUUGGCUCUUUAGGGUAUUUUCCUUCUGAUUGGCCGUUGUGAUACGCUAUCACAUUCAUCUUUAGAGGGCGACAGAUUGUUUUAAGGAUCGUUAUUUCCCAAUUUUUUUCUUUACAGAUAGAGAGAGAGGUUGAGGAACAAAGAGAGGGAUUGUCAUCAUCUUUUAAAGAAAACAAAAAUCCCAUAAGUCCUGUUGCAGGGGACGAGGACAAGAAAGAAAACUUGGAAGAGAAAGAGACCCUAGCGACUGAUACAAUGAUGUUCUCACAGAAGCUGCAAAAGAAGAAGGAAGCAUUGCUGAAAAGAAUUGCGAAACUGCAGAGACAGCGUGAAGAGUAAGAACUCUGUAAAAAUGUUUGGUUCUUCUUUUGUGUGCUCCUCGAUCUAAAUCAUAUUUCUCCAAACUAGUUGCCUACGAUUCCCUAUAAAUUAGUGAGAAGAGUUUACAGAGCUCGUCCCUUUUUUAUUUUCAGAAUUAAUCAGUGUCAUCAGGAGAGUUGUGAGCAAGUCAAUAAUGUCUCCGAGAUGACAGUUCAGCGGCUGUUGUUGGAGUUGGAGACUGGAGGAAAUGUGCGCUUUGAAGACGGCAAACAAACAGAUCCGUGGUACAAAAUUAUUGAACUAUAUAAAUCAUGAAUAACAAUUAACGAAGGACCCAGGAAUGGCCAACACAGUGCUCAAACGUCUGUGCAUGUGCGAACGUUGUAAUGACUUGGGACACAGGGGCAUUAUGAAUGCGUUCGCUUGCAACGCGCGAGAAGUUUUAUGCGCGUAAAGCAAUGGGAACGAAAAUAUUUCCAUAGCAACACUCGAGACAAAAUGGCGGCGUGUUUAAAGUUUGCAUUGUUUGUUUUCAUUAGGCGGGAAUAAGCCCAAACCAAAACAGAUAAGGUUACUCUUUUCAGGAACGUUUCUGUGGCAACUCCUCCGUCACAUGUCUUACACAACAAAAAAAAUUUGGGGUUGCAGGUGUGAAUUUAGGAACUGAAGUAUUGCAUCCGUAACGGUAGCGACUGGUAGCGACUGCCACCGCUUUAGCUGUCUGGACAAAUUUAAAACUGCUUGCGAUGAAGUUUAAUUAAAAGGUUGUUAUUUAACCUUCAGUCCUUUCAUAAAAACUAAUAUGUUUACUUGGUCCUCAUUAAAAAAGUGUAAAACAAUGUUCUGUUCGUUCCUCGACGAAAUUAAUUCACGCUGGAGUCUCAAAACGCUUUCCGGACGCGCCAUAUCUGCCGAGUAUGCGCACUUAUUUUGUGCUUUUAAGCUGUUGGAACCAAGUUUUCUCACACGAGUUAUAAACAACUACACAAGCUAUACACUGGAUAAAUGUCUUUUCAGUGGAUAAUGCAGUACGUUUUGUCAACACUUAUCCGCUACAUAGCGAUAUAUCAGUUGAAUGGCUUUUUCUGCAUUUUAAGCAACUGGGGCCCGGGUGAUUACUGCAGCAUCAGUGACAUCAAGUCUGUUUGUUUGUAGGUACAAGUCCUGCCAUGAUCUGAUUUUUUCAAGGUUCUGUGUUGGAGACUACUUGGUAAGAAUUGACACUUAUUUAUUAUAAAUAUCGUGUAAUUAAACGCUUCGUCAAGAGGAAGGGAACAAUUUCUCAGCAAUAAAGAAGUCACCAUGGAAACCAAGCCACAGUCCACCGGUGUGGGGAACUUGGGAUUGAUGUGGGGGGGGGAGGGUGGGGGAAAAAAGAAUACAAGUGCGAAAGCAGAUUGAACACAUAGCAAAAGCCGAACAAAAGCAAAACAAAGGCACAUAGUAAACUUCCCCCUCCCCCUACAUCCCACCGCUCCUCUGUGUGUGGCUUUAUAAGUAAGCUUUAUUCUAAAACUGGCGUCAUUGCCCUGGCAAUUCAAGCAAAUGCACGUUCCCUUUCUAAUGUAUUAGAUGACAAUAGAACGCAUUUCGAUGGAGUGUUGUAAAGGCAAAACCAAAGCUAGCCCUACAGCCAAUCGGAAAAAGCCCAAAGUAAAAACAAACGAACUGCCUGAAGCGCGGGAAUACACGGGUUACCGAGUCGCAAUUGGCUUUAGUUUUGGACAGUGUUCUCCCUAGUUUUCAGCACAAUAGGUAAGGGACCUUUUCAAACCAGUAAAGCACAUUUGCAGCUGCAGACGGUUGGUCAUUAUCAACUUUGUUAUUUCCUAAAGUAUACAGUACAUCGCGCCUAUCAAAAACUCUCCAUCGAAAAAUUCAUAAUGUGAACAAUACUGCUUAUAAUGUAAACUUGUCUCCCUUCGAUUUCGGGUGAUAUCUUUGGCGUCACUUACAUGGCAUAUCGCUGGAAAAUCAGCGGUGUCAGCUACGAAUCGCAUCGCUAUGAAAUCGAAUCACAUCGAAUAGCUGAAUUCGUGUUCUAAUCGUCUCAAAUUCAGAACUUUUACGCUGUCGAGAGAUUUUAUUUUCAAGGCUUCUUUCAAACCGUUUUCUGAAACACAUUUCAAGUAGAAUUUCACGAUGAAGAGUAGCUUUGUCCCCACGUGUUCUUUAUGCAGUCGGCAAUUGUAGAGCUGUCAAGGCGGUUAUUUCUGGCAAUUGGCUGCUUUUCCAUCGCUAGUACGUAACCUUUGUUUUGUUUACCAAUAAAAUUCUUGUAAAGCUUACCAGCCACUCUUCGUGACCUCUUGUUACUGGACAGAAACGACAGCAUUGUUUGCUGCCGUUUCAGCUUGGAAACUGAACAACUGAACAACUAAACGACACCAUAUUUGCUCGUGCAGAGAACUGACAAAUGUCAUGAGAUUUAGCAGAAAGUCCGCGAAAAAUCACUCUUGCUUCGAAAUUCGAAAGGUACCAGUCAGUGUUAGCUAACUAAAGCACACGUAGAUCUAUUGUAGUACACACUGUUGGCUUGUUAUUUCACUUUCUUACCAGAUUAGUUCACCAUAAGUGCGUAUUUUUAAAGGGUUCUGAGCGUUUGCAGGCUUUAAUAAGUGCUCUUACAAGAGGUAAAUUUUACCAGUUACCGCCUGAUAAGGAGAACCCUCUUGGAUCUGAUUGGUGGAGAAAAUGGCGCGAGUUUCUGGACCAAUCACAUGGCAAAGUAUAGCAGAACCGAAGGAAUUUGUGAUUACUUUCGACACUUAAAUUGUUAAAAAAAAAAACUCACUUGAGUUCUUGUUAAAUUUCAGGGUUUGGGAAUUUCUGGUAUCAAGGUUCACAGGAUUACGAGAAUCCAUAACAGAAUCUUAAGAACGAGAUUUGAUGAUAAACUUGAUCUGAUAUUGGACCGGGAUGAUAUUUCGGAGCUAACCCAGUAUGUACAAAUGAACACUUGAGGAGAUAAGUUUUUUUUUUGUUUUUUUCUUUUCCUAAGAGUGUAUGGUAUCAAAUGCCACAAUCUGAUUUGUUUUAGUGCAGGCUGGAUUCGUGUAUCUUUCCCGCGGUCACGGUAACGCUUUCGUGAGUUUUUGAACAUGUGGUUACAAAACUUGAUACAAGCAGGCUCUCAUCAAUAACGCUCCAGAACGCACGUUUCUCCGCCCGUGGAAAGGUUUGAGACGAGUCGGGGAGAGGUUUCCGGGGGUCUGGCACUAAUAAUCAGCGCCAGACCCCUUGCAGAGCUCUCGUUGGCUCGCGAGGCCUCACACUUUCUCGUGGGCGAGGAAACGCUCAUCCCGAAGCGCUAUUGAUAAGGACUUGCCCACAGUCUAUUGCCUGUAUUCAAAUUUAAGCUUCUAAACGCCAAACUUGCUACCUCAUGGAGUUACACAGCCUGUCGUGGCGUAGUAAUAAUACAUUUUUAGUAUCCUGAAGAUACGGACGAAAACACGAACAUUGGAAACAUUGGCAAACACGAACAAUUCAUUUAAAAGACGAUAAAGAAAGUUGAAAAGACAGAUUAGCUAUUUUCUUUUACCUGCCGAAGGUCGGUUCGAAAAGCGAAUAACUGUGACCCCAAACUUGAGGAGUGCGGGCUCGGGUGCAGUUUUCAAAACCUGUGCCACAGUUUUUCACUAUACGGACCUCCCAUCCGGCAAACAACAUAUACAUUUUCACAUUUGUUGAACAUUGAAAGAUCUAAAAGGAAUCUCAAUAAAUUUCUGAUAUCGUCAACCAGGGGAAGAUCAUACAAAAGGCUUCUAGAAUAUCUCUUCUUUAUGUGGAAUCCUGCUCUGCUCAACGGAAAUGGUGAACCGAUAAGAGUACUGGAGGAGGGCUUCCGGCCGGCACAAGUUUAUGAGGUACGCUCAGAGCGUUUUCUUUUUAUUACAAAAUUUUUUGUUUUGUAGUUUGUUUUUUCACUUAAAACCAAAUCUUAGGUUAUGUGAAUUGGCCAAUCAGAACAAAGGGAAGUGUCGUAAAGAGCCAUUGAGAAACGGCUUUAAUUCCUUAACUCCCAAGAUCUCAUUAGUAAUUCUCCUUACUGUCUGCCAUACAGUUCUUGUAAUGUUAGUGUGGAGAAUUUGUUAUGGGAUCAACUCAUAAUCCCCUGAUUGAUAUUUUUCUUUAUUCUCAUCACUUGCCUGCUUGAUAUUGUAUUGAUAUUGUAAGGAGAAAUUCUGUCUUGAUCACUCAUGGGAGUUAAAGGGUGAAGAGCGGGAAUACAAAUGACGCGAGUUUUCAUCACCAUUUACAGCGGAAAGGAAAGCAAUACUAAUGUAAGAUCGGGUGUCUCCAGAAACUCAUUGAAAAUUGCUUUCUGAGUUGUUCUAGAGCUAUUUUCAACAGAUUGUCGAAAGCAAUCCGGAAUUCCUUGGUUUCGCGUUUCUUCGCGGUAUGAUUGGUCCAGAAAACUCGCGCCAUUUUCGUAAAUGCAAAACCAAAGCCAAACGCUUCCUGGUCACCCGCGUUUUCCCGCGCGUUUUUACUUUAAAUUCUCAUUGGCUGUUUGUGAUAUUUUCCUUUCCCUUAUUGGCUGUAAAGAUAACUUUGAUUUUGGAUGCACAACACUCCAUUGAAAUACGCUGGUAGAGGAUUUGUUUCAUGACUGGCUUUUGUAGUGUUCACUUAAAGUUUGAUUGUCUUUGCAAUCAGUCCUUUGAAUUUCUCGUCAGCAAAACUGGUUGGUGGUUGGCCAUAGUGCCAAUUUUGUGUGAUAAGUUUGCCUUCUUUCUUUUUACAGAGCUUAAAUGAAGAGGGUGGAGUCCCACUGGCCAACAGUGUUAGUGUCUGUGACAGAUCAAGAGUGGAUUUUCUCAGGAAACGGGCUAGGGAAAGAGGAAGUACUGACCAGUGUCCGUUUAGACACGGUGAGAAUAUGAAGAGAGAUCAGUAAAUAUUACACAGCGCAUAUAAAAGACAGUUCAAGAAACAUUACAUACCCAUACUCGUGGUGUUUAGAGUGCUCUGAACUAGCGAAUGAAAGAUUGAAGUAGACUAUCUACAAUCACAAGUUUGCGUGUUUUUUUUUCGUGCACGACGGUGUUCAUUUUCCUUGAGCGCCGGCGAAACCUGUGACGCGUGGACUAAAUGUGAACAUUAUUAUUUGUUUAAAACCCCUUAACCUCGAAGAGUGACCAGCAUCUAAUUUCUCCUUACAAUAUCACCCCUGAAUCACACAUUACGAUAACAAAAAUGAAGUGAUUACCAACUAAAGAAGCUCUCGAUUGUUAAACAAAUUCUCCUUGUCAGCACCUUAGAAAAUGUAUAGAGAACAGUAUGGAGAAUAUGCAUACUGAUGUUGAGGUGUAGAGAGUUAGCAAUUAUCUUUGUAUUGCUGAGCUCAACUCGUUUCACCACAUUUUUUUCCCUUAUCGUUAGUGCGAAAAAGUUUUAAGAUCCAUGCUGUGUGCUGAGCUAUUUUCUUUUUGUUAUCUGUUUUUCCUCUUCUUUGUGUUUAGGUCAGCUGAUUGUAGCUAAAGUGUUUGUCGGAAAAGUCGUUCCGGCAAAAAAUGAAAACAAGUAUGUCAGAAAUUUUUAUUGUAAGAACUGUAUGUUUUAAGGCAGUGUCGUCGCUUAAGAGCCAAGGCAGAAUUGAACACCGAAACUCCUAAUUGUUGACUUAGCUCAUAUAUCUGCGAACCAAGCUCGCCCCAAACAAGAUGGCUGUAUGUUGACAAAGUGUGACCUGAACAAGUUCGAUAACCUUGCCUGGUAGUGUGAUAUGAAGUGUGUUUUAUUACCAAGAAAUUUUUCUUUUUUUUGUCAACUGUCUUCAGAAGCAGAGUGGCUAUUUUUUGAGCCUUCUGUUAUUAAAACUGCUGUCAAAAAGAUCCUAGAUGUGGGUUUUUUGAGGGUCCUAGGUGGGACAUCCCGAUACUUGAGGGCCCGAUUGUCCUCAAAGGUAACCAAUCAGAACACGCGAAUCACUCACUUGACCUUGCGAAUUCACGGAAGCAAGUAUUGGGCGAAGUUUGUCUCGUCUAUGAUGCGAAUAUCUGCAAAGUCGAAGGCCUCCUAGUGGCAUAAAUGGUCCUUUUAUAACUAAAUUGAUGAGCGUUUCUGUUUUUGUCAAGGAUCACUAGAGCAACAUAUCGCGGAGCAGACUCAGUAUUUCGAGCGCGAAAACACGAGAACUGUCCGAGCAGACCUGGAUCGACAAUAAAGAGACAAGUUAUGGACACGAGUUGCGAGUGUAGCGCGCGGCAGUGCGCGUGGUUCGUGUUUGAUCACGAGAUGGUCUUACCGGAGUACGUGGUGGAUUUCGAAUAUAUCACCAAGGUAAGGAAAUAAUUUUCGGUUUUUUUGUCCUGUAGGAAAUAUCUUUUACUUGUUAUUCCCUGACAUAAUUCUGGUGAGGCUUAUCCACUAAUCGCUAAUCUUUCUUGACAUCUUGGAAGUUCCGAACGAUGGUUUUAGUAAUGAAAAAGAUAGCAGACAAUUGUUAGCCGUAUUAUUAGGGCAUGCGGAACGCGCGUUUUUCCGCCCGCGGAAAGAUUUGAGACAAGAGCUCUUGCCGGCUCACGUCGCUCAAGGCCUCAGGCUGGUAUCAAUGAGGGUCAGCUCGGUGGAUUGUCAUUCUAUAGUUUUGUUGAUCGAUUCCACUUUUUCCUCAGGUGAAACCCAAAUCUUCGUUUAUUUAUUAUUACGGGGAUGUGACCACGCCAAGUUAUAAACAGAACGGGGAGCCUGGGGAGGAGAAAGAAAACAUUCCUGACGAGGAUGUUUUGAACAUGGAACCUGUUAUUCCUACAAGACCAAGGUAACAAAGUAUCUUUUGGUAGAGUAGAGAGGGUGGGAAGAGAAGGGGAGAGCGGGGUAAGGAGAUAUAAUAUUUCUGUCUACUGUAGUCUUACAACCAAUGGUAGCAGUGAUCUAUCAGUUUUCAGGGACUGUCCCAACCUCGAGCUCGUUCCCAGGGUCUUCUCUCUUCUUCCCUCAGGAAAGAACCUGGUCAUAGCCGGUCACGUGCCUUUGCUAACAAAGGAACGUGGGAGGGAGGGUGGAUCCGACUUAAUUUUAUAAACUCUCUUGGCUAAAGCGCGAAUUCAAAACAUUUUUCCGUUACUCGUCCCGUUAGUGUGAACAAAUCUUUUAUGCAAGAGCCCCUUCCUCGAUUUUUUUUUUUGUAUUGUUCAAAUUCUGGGAGAAUAUGUAGCUGACUGGGCCACUCAGGCUAGAUAAAGUUUACCUUACCUGACCGUCGAUUUUUAAACUUCGUGCCAUCUACUAAGUUUAUAUCUAAAUGCUGGUCAUGCAAAGAACUUUAGAAACGGAACGUUUUGAAGUUUUGAAUUUAAAAAUGUUUAAAAUUUACCUUAAGUGUGUUGUUAUUGUGUAUACUGUUUUCGUCUCUGUUUUCAGGUUUAUUGCCCUAACAGAAGAACUGUUGUUUAAAAGGUGCAAUGUGGAGUGUUUGGAACAUAUUGUUGUAAGUGACGUCACGCUGCUUUUCAAACUCCCCGUCUUCAAAUUUUUAUAGCAUUUUAGACUCAAUUGUCUUAUUUCCUUUCCAUUCUUUCUCGGCCAGUGCUUAAAUCUCCAUGGCAACGGUCUGAGCCGCUUACAGCUCGUGAAUUGUAUGACGGCCCUCAAGAGGUUGACAGUCAGCUACAAUGAACUAACGCGAUUGGAUGACGUCAGUCACAUGGUAAGAUUAAGAUCUAACCAAUAUUUUGCUGUGGGCUUACAAAGUUUUUUGACCCAAUAAAAAGACGAAGCUACAAAAUUAUUCAAGUAAGGAAAGUGAUAUGUAUCUAAUUUCUCCAUACAGUAUCACUCUUAAAUCAAAUAUUAACGCCAUGUGAAUAAAGGAAAUGACUGCAAACUCAAGAAGCUCUUUUAGUUGAUUGUUAGACAAAUUCUCCUUGAGAUACCACAGGAAAUGUAUAGAGAACGGUAUUGAGAGCUUGCAUGCUGAUAUUAGAAUUUUAAUGGUCUUUUUAAAUUUUUUUUUGUCGUAUACUAUGAAUUGUACAAUGUUUCCCCCCACCCACUUUAUUUUGAAUCAACGUCAGUACUGAGCAACUGCGCACUUACCUCUCCCCUAACCCAACCACACUCAACCCUAACUUGUUACCAGUUGAUUGUUGUGGGGCUAGGGGACAUUUUCCCGUAUUUUUCAUGGCUUUUCUUUGUGUUGUUGUCAUUGUUGAGGUCUUAGAAAUAAUUCCUUGUUCUUGUUUUGCAGAUAUUUUUGGAGUAUCUUGACGUCAGUUUUAACAAAAUUACAACCUUGGAUGGAUUGAAGGUCUGUGUAGACAGAUGUUGUGGUAUUAUGUAGGGAAGAGGAUGAAGCACAAGCUUGAUAUCACGACGUUACUUUUUUGAAGCGAUUGACAAAAUUUUUCGUGUGUCUUCAUAGGGCUGCAAUCGUCUAAAGCAUUUAGAUGUGAGUUGGAACCUUCUGACGCACACCCGAGAGGAACUGGGCAUCAUGAGGAAACACGUGAUCACUCUUACUUAUCUGGACACGCGCAAUAAUCCUUGGCAAAAAGUGAGCCAUUGAUAAUUAAUUCGCAUACAUUAGUGAGUGGGAAAGAAUAAAUUACCAACACGAAUACGUUAGUGAGUGAUGGUUAGAGCGCUGGACACCGGGUCGAGACCUGGCUAGGUCAUUGUGUUGUGAUCUUAAGCAAAACACUAUCCUCUCACAGAGCUUCUCCCAACCCACGAGUAUAAAUAGGUACCAGCGAAUUGCUAGGAAAGCCUGAUGAAAUGCUGGGGGGUAACGUUGCGGUGGACUGUUUUCCCAUUAGGGGGGGGAGGGGGGGAGUAGUGAUACUCCUAAUCGCUCCAUGCUAUGGAAACCAGGAUAAGCUCUGGCUGCAUGAGCCACUUGGUGCGAGUACAGACUAUUAUACGUUAGCGAAUGGGGUAACGUCAGAGAGGUAUAAUGACUGUGACUGUAGGAGCUGAAAUGCUGAAGCUGAACCAAAAAAAGACUAGGGGUAUUAGUUCUCCCCCUGUAUGGGAUUCUGGUCCAUCUUUAUUCCCAGCAUUCUCCAGUUUCCCCGAUAGUUUGCAAGUGUAAACCACAACGCCCAAAUCAUUUUGCUACUUUACGCUUGGUGUCACAUGCAUUGCAAGCACGUGUAAGCCCCACGAAUGACGCAAGGUUGACACGCGUGUAGAUGGUGUAAUACACUUGCGCGGUGCUGUAUUUUCAGUCUUGAGUGGAAAGAGAGGCUCUGUGAGUGUUGAAUGUCUUGUCAAAGAAAAUAACAGGAUGACUUGGGUAUGGUUUAAAAAACUAACGCUCUGAACGCUUUGAAAACAAAAGAAGGCUAAAUCUGUUGUUAUUUCCUAGCCCGAAACUUUAAGAAUGCGAGCUCUUGGCAGACUGAAAAACCUGGAGUAUUUGGAUGGAGUUCAAGUUACUGACGAGGAGAUGACAACAGCAUUAAAGAUGGCGGCCGCUUCCCGCCCUUCUUCUUUCGCUAUUCUGGCGCAUGCUCGGACAGACCAGAGCAAACCGCGGACUUUGAGCCUGGUACCGACUGCUCAAGCUAUCCUGGCCAGCAGUCAAAAUAGACCUGUUAAGUUACAAGACGAUGACAGUCAAUGGUUUAUCAAGGUAUGAGUCAAAAUGAGUAAUCUUUGUAAACAAUGUUCUCUUAGUAAAUGGUCUGUUUGAGGCUUUCUUUUGCUUUGACCAGGAAAGUCGAUUGAAAAUUGAAGUGAUCGCAGGAAGGAACGAAGACUAGACUAAACCGUCCUACUGCCAAGCCCCUCCCCCCUCGUUUUUUUGUUUCAGUGCCGAGGGAGGACUGGGAAAAAAUCAUGCUUCCUCUCCCUCGCCCCCUUCCCUCCCCCCCCCUUUUCUUCCUUGCUCCCUUCAGCAACUGAGAGUGAAGGGUGAUGGGCAGGCCAAGUAGGUGACAAACGUUGGGUUUGAUACGAACAAUUAUUUCUCUGUGUUUUAGGUUACAACGGUGAACCUUGAUAACCAACAUCUUGGAAAGUUAGCGAACAUGGAGCAACUGGAAAAUUUACGAUGGGCGUCUUUUAACGGCAACGAUCUUACUAAGAUUGAGGUGCGUGAACAACUGGAAAUUUUGGAAUUUCUUGAACUUUUCUUUACUUAAUUAUACCUUAAUGAAAAUUUUCUAAGCAAUCAAAGAACUGAAGUCAAUUUCCUGCAAAGACGGACGGUUUUUUUUUAGAACGUGCUUUGAGCAACCAGAGAUAAGCUUGCGAAAGAUUGCGUCAUCGAGAUCUGAUUGGACGAGCGAUAAAGCCAAUCAUUGCAGUCCGUCAAUCAAAACGUACAUCGACGCGUGCGCCAAAGUUCCGCAAAAACUUCUAUAAGUUAUCUGUAAACAAACCUUCUUCUUUAGGGUCUCGAGUCUUGUGUUCAUUUGGAGGAGCUUUCUGUUGAAAACAACUGCAUUAACAAGUUUGAAGGUAAAGUUCAGUGUUUGUCAAAGUUGUCUUCUACGAAAUGUUGCUUCAGCAACAUAACGUCCUUUAUAUACUCACAUUAAGAGCUUGUUAAACUAGGUUUAAUUGACCACUCAAAGGUCGCGUUAUUUGAAGGUGUCAGUUGGCUAAUCUAUGGAAGUGUUCUAUACUAAGACACCUUAUAAACCAAUCGCAACUCAUGUUACUGAGAUCAAUUUCUUUGGGUUUCUCUCAGGGUUAAGUAAGCAGUCCAUGCUAACAUGGCUAAGCCUGGCUGGCAAUCAACUCACUACUCUUGAUACCGGAAUGUUGGAGAAGCUUCCUCGAUUGAGAUAUUUAUCCGUGGAAAACAACGCCAUAUCUCAUCUACGUGGCUUGCAGGUAUUUAUAGUAUUGUCAUCAUUGAAAGAUACGUCACGGCUUGCCAUUUAUUUCAAAAAAGCUUUGAAAAAGUUAGAGUUUCAUGAAAAAAUGAAGCCUAAAUUUAUUUUCAAUUUGUCUUCCUUUCCAGAAUUGUCAGAGCCUCCAGGAGUUUUACAUAGGAAACAACACACUAGCGAACAUACGAGAGGUUUACAAUCUCAAGGUAAAAAAGGAAUGGAAACUUUCUUAUGGUGAUGUGGUCGUUUUUGCCGUUAACCCUUUGACUCCUCAGAGUGACUGGCAUCUACUUUCUCCUUACAAUAUCACCCCUAAAUCACGCAUUAAGCUCAUGAGAUUAAAGGAAAUGAUCACUAAAUAAAGCAGCUCUUGAUUGCUAAGCAAAUUCUCCUUGUCAGCACCUUAAGAAAUGUAUAGAGAACAGUAUGGAGAAUAUGCAUACUGAUGUUAGGGUGUAAAGGGUUAAUUUUGUUGACAUGUAUCUGAACUGGAUCCCUUCUUUCUCCUAGACUCUCCCCAGUCUUCUUAUUCUGGACCUAUGCGGUAAUCCGAUGUCUACCGCUGGUCAGAACUACCGUUUGUUCGUUAUUUAUCACUUGAUAUCACUCAAGGCUUUGGAUGGAUUAGCUGUGGUAUGACAAAUCCUUAGGAAGCCUACUUCAUAUAACAAGAGACAAAUCAUCUUUUUGCGGUCCACAGAGUUCAAACAUGUUAAUUCAGUUGGUCGAGAAAAGGUUCUUCUUUGGAAUUGUUGUAAAGGAAUCGAUACUGAAAUUUUUGACGACAUCGUAACUUUUUAUUGACAGUUUGCUUUCCAAUCAAUGUUUUUAAUUUCUUAGUAGCUUUCAACGAUUUUCUUUGAAAUUGAAGCCUUACCCCGUAGAGAUCUUAAGAGAGUUCCUUCUUUUCUCUUUUAAGAAAAAAAUCGAAUUUAGUGUGUGUACUUUUCUUCAAUUGGCGUUGCUAUUCUUUUUAAGGAAACUUCAGAGGGAAGUCUGGCCAAAGAUAUGUUUGGAGGAAGGUCAGUAAUCUCGUGUUAUGAUUAGAAAAUAAUCGAUGGGUAAAGUUUCGAAAGACUUUUAUUUGACCAGAUAAAACGUGCUGUAAGAAUGAUUAGCUCACUAUAUUUCCCUAUGUUUUGUAUCUCAGGCUAACUCCUGAUUUUAUUGCCGAACGUUUGGGACACUCAAACUUCUCCGAUCUCAGAGAGCUUGACUUACCCCACAGCUCACUAAGAACUGUGGAUCUUGGAACUAAAGACGCUUUUUUUAACUUGAGAAGGUAGGUACCAGCAGGCGUCGUUUUGUGUUCAAGAUGCCUUUCUUGUGUGCAUGCAUUUGUGGGUAGACUCGUUUCCAGUGUCUUUAGGCUUUUCCCCUUUGAGAAAGGAAGAGGACACUGGAAAUGAGCUUGAAACAGUAGAGGGACUAGAUAAAUAGUUGUCGAAAGCUUCAUUUUACAGUCUGUUCUUGGACGAUCAGGAAGCUAGUUUACUCCACACAUAGGAGUGUAAAAAGUGCAUCCUCCCAGUUGACUCUGUCAUGAUGUAAUUUUCUUUGAUUCUUAACAAAUCGUGGUUCUCCUUUUACGAUUUCAGUGUGAAUCUUGAACAUAACUCACUCACUUCAUUUGGCGGCUUGGUGAACCUCGUCAAUCUUAAGGUAAUGACCUACGGUAUUCUUUUACACUCCUGGGUGGAGGGAGGCUUGGGCUUGGACCCAGACCUCUCGAUUACUUUUAGGCCAUAUAUAGACCACCGUGUCUCCAACGCGUAGACCGAGGUGAAUAAAUUUCUCAUGUUCAAAUCAUCUGAAGUACUGUUUACAGAGCAUUUAAUGUUUACUAUUUUGUAAGAAGUCUAGUGUAAAGAAGAAAUAUGGUAGUUAAAAUUAUUGUAACAAUUGUGUAAAACCAGGUUUGAUGAGAUUUGCGUUACUUUUUUCCUCCCCAGGUCCUUUGUCUUAACCAUAAUCACAUUGAAUGCGUGGUCGCAAAGCCCAAAGCGACGUCACCAGCAAACGCGCCGAAACGAGGCAGUGAUGUCUCUUCGGGAUUGGAGAUUACAAACCCAGAGAAUUUUACUCCAGUUCUCCCCAAUCUCGAGGUUCUUCACUUGGGGUAAGACAAAAUAUCCUAGCGUCCUUUGGAAUUUCGUAGAUGUGGUGUGAACUACCGAGGUGGAGUUUAUCUAUGUUAUCUUUUACCGAAACGAAAGGUUUUUGGACAAAUUGUGAUAUUCUCUUUUGUGUGUCUACAGGUACAAUGGUAUUACCAAUAUGGCGGCCCUUCACUUGUCACGACUAACUAACCUAAGGGCUCUGUUUCUACAGGGUAAAUAGUUAUCUUUAUCGGUUUAAUUAACUAAUUAAGAUAAUCCUCUUCAUUUGUAAACUCUCCUGUCUUAUCAGCUAUUGGAAAAGAGAAAAGAUUUAAAGUAAAAUUAGUGUAUGAACAACCAUUGGACCCAGGCAGCGAAGCCAGGCAGCCAGUUGACAUAAGCAUUAAAUAGAAAUUCAAAAACUCAUUAAUAAUUCAUAAGCCCAUUAACCUAUCAAAUGGUAGAUAAUACAUCACGUGCAGUGACUUUAUAUCGAUAAACCUCAUCCUUAUUAGUAUGCGGUGUUUUAUCAGAUAUAAAGACACUGCAUGUGACUUAUGAAUGUUUUUCUCGUAUGCUAAUUUCUAACGUUCACAAAAGCAUAAUUGUUAUGAACUCUCUUGACACACGCUUUUCCAAGAAUGUUUUUGAAGCCGUUCAAAAAACUCGCAGCACGUGUUUUAUCGGGUCAAAAACCACUCGGCUACGCCUCGUGGUUUUAAACCCGAUAAAACACUCCUGCUCGUUUUUUAAACAUUACAUAAAUUACUGGUCAGGGAGAUUACACAAAUGCACACCUAAAAAGAAAGGAAAAGAAGAGAAAAACACUAUUUCUUUGAUAAUAGGGAAGUCGGAAAAUGGUUCGACUAAUAUAUAAAUAUGAAAUAUUAUUAGAAGGAACACACACAAUUAACAGCUAUGACAGCUAAUAGCACAUAAUAAAAUUAUAUAUAUAUUAGUGUUACAUAAAUUGUAGAAGAUAAAGUCGAAGUACACUAUUUCUUUUCUAAGUGACAAUGUGGAGCUUUGUUCGUUGUCAUAAGUGAAUACUAGGAACAUUUGGAUCAAUAUCAAUAUCUGCCCACCUACCCCUCCCCUAACUCAACAUUAACCCCAACUUGUUAUCAAUUGACUGUUGUUGGGCUAAGGGAGGGGUAGGUGGGCAAUUGCCUACAUAGUGAUAUUGAUCCGAACAUUUUUCUUGUAGGAAAUGAAAUAAACAAAGUGGAAGGACUUGAAAGACUCCAAGAACUUCGCGAACUUGUUUUGGAUCGAAAUAAGAUAAAGGUGACAUCUUUGUAACAAAUGUAGUUUUUUUUUUAAAGUGAAAGCUGUUUUGUUUAAGUUUUGUUUUACUCAAACUGUUUCUGUUUAUCUGGGCCGAGUUGUUCAAAGCUGGGUUAAGAUAACCUGGGGUUAAAGUGAAAUUUUAUUUCAGAUCUGAAAGCUUGAAGAGAAAAUUCAGUUUAUUUCUUUUUGACUACGAUUUGAUAAUUGAAUGCUAUAAAAACAUUGGGUAAAAUUAUUCCAAAAUGGCUUUUGAACAGAGAAAUAUAGAAAUCUGGAUUAAAAUUUAACCCUGGGUUACUGCUAAUUAGCCUUUGAACAACUGGGCCCUGGCUUGUAAUUUGAGUUAUUCGUUUAUGAAUUUUUUUUGUCUAGAAUCUUUCCAGCACGUCAUUUAUGAGUCAAUGGCAUUUAACAGAGUUGCAUAUGGAAGAAAACAGGUGAAAUAACUUAUUUUAUUUUUUUUAUUUUUAAAUUUUUUUUAGUGUCUUCAACUUUCAUAAUAAUUAUGUCUUCUUUUAAAAGACUAAGAAUAUCUGAAAGUCAUAUAUUUGAACUGCGGAUAAAGACGUGAAUGAAAGUGAUCCUCGCAGUAAUGCACACUACUUGAGCAGUAGUGAAAAUAAGGCCUGAAAAAAAUUCAGGCCUGUACGGGAUUUGAACCCGUGACCUCUGUGAUACCGGUGCAACGCUCUACCAACUGAGCUGACAAGCCAAAUGGGAGCUGGUUAUUAUAUUGGUUUUAAAUAAACCCGUGAAGUGAUGAAUAAACGGCUAGGAAUAUAUGAAAGUCAUAUGUUCAGCUCUUUACACCCCAAGAUUAGUAUUAAUAUUCUCAUUACAGCUAUUUUUAUAUUUCUUAUAUUACUGACAAGGAACAUUUGUUUGAGAAUCAGGAGCUUCUAAAAUUGAUGAUUAUUUCCUUCCUUUUUAUGACCUUAAUAAUUGAUUUAAGGAUAACGCUGUCAGGAAAAAUUAGAACUCAUUCACUCGUGAGAGUUGAAGUGUUAAAGCUCUCACAAACCACACUGAAGGAAACGCGUUGUAUGGCAGGAAAAUGCCAUGCGAACUGUUCAUUUCAUGAAACAGCCUUGGGAAAAGUGGGUAAAAGCCUUCCAAUGAGAUGGCCAUUGACGUUAGCGUUCUUAGAGACUUUUGACGUGGUUAUAAAUGAUGUCUAAAAAAAAAAAUGUUGUCCCUGUACAUCUCUUGAAAAAAAACUAUUUUUCUCACAUUUUGUGACUUUUUCGCAGGAUAAGAGAACUUUCUAACCUGGAACCUCUUCAAAAUCUCCAGCGGUUGUACUUAGGAAUGAACCGUAUUCAAGUGAGUUGUCUCCUAAAGUCGCUCCUAAAUUAAACACGGCUAUUUCAGGUCAAUUAUUAUUAUUAUUAUUUAUUUCCCACAUUUACUUAUAUCGGGGAACCAGUUUUACACUUUUUACGUUUUAAGUUUCGAAGAUGAUCUUUUUUUUUUUUUUUAGGACAUAGCAGAGUUGGAAAAGCUGGAAUGCUUAAGGCACCUGGUUGAACUUUCGGUCAUAAAUAACGCGGUAGGUAAAGGUUUCACAUGCCGGUUGUCCUCGGACUUUUUGUGUCUAUUAUUUGGCGACUCAGGGUUCGCGUGAAAUCAUGGUCCUACUGAAUUCAUCGCGUCCUUGCAUUCAGUUUGAUUGAAGUUUAUUUGAUCGCAUUAUGCGUGUUUAUCCUCACAUCAAACGCCAAUCACAACAGAACAAGCAGUCAAAUGUCGGGCAUGCGCAAGGAGUCAACUGUGGACGCCCGCGCGCCGAUUUCCCGCGAAUUUUCAAAGGAAAACGGAAAAACGCGAAAUUUCAAAGGAAAACAUAAGAACCAACUGCUGUGUUGCAAAAUAAGCGAAGGAAUUAAGUUCAUGACAAUCUGUAAAAGGAAGCAAAAGUAUAAAAAAAGGAAAACUGGAGACUUAUCGGACUCAAAGAUUAUUCAAGUACAGGUACCCUGCAACCUCGUUCCCAGGGUCUCUCAUCUUCCCGCCCCCUGGAGCUCCAGGGGGCGGGAAGAUGAGAGACCCUGGGAACGAGGUUGGGUAUCCUGUUGAUGCCCCUAUCUGUUUCGAGCUUUACCAAAAAAGUUAUAGGCUUUUAAAACCCCGUGACUUACUGGCUUGUGUAGUCGUUUGUAACUCGUGUAAGACAACUUGGUUCUGACCGCCUGAAAACACGCCACCUAGUCAUUACAACGUUCGUGCAUGCGCAGACGUUUGACUGCUGUGUUUUUUUGAAGUUGAAAAACUCUAUUUGAACGUGCUUUUUCGAUCCCAGGUCACUCGACGUCUUCUGCACCGACCCUUGUUAGUCUACCGCAUGCCCAACCUUUUGUGCAUCGAUGGGAUCCCUGUGUCGAGUGACGAGAAAACUAAAGCCGAGCUGUAUUUCAUGGAACAACAGGUUCGUGGAAAACCUCCAGCUUCCUCCAUCGUAUGUGUUCUCCAUUGGUCAUUUUCUUGCGUUCUAAUUAUGUCGUGUUACAGGAUGUGAAUUUUUCCCCUCUCUUGUUGCAAGGAUCAUGUUUUAAAACCCUUACCUGAUCUUUUUUCGCUAGAGUGGAAUGCAAAGCAUGACGUCAGCUUUGGAACCCAGUCUCCCAGGAAUCGUGACAACACGUUCCCAGGCUCCGCUUCGGGUAACUUAAUCUGAAAAAAAAAUUAAUCCUAAAACUGAUGAGUUUUGUAAAACAGAUUUUCUAUGUGAACGCAUUCAUUACGCUAAUUGACAAAGUGACAGUGUUUGAGGUGUAACCCAGGAAUCUAUUGGUUUUGGUUUACUUCGUUCUGCGAUUGAUUGAGAAAUUUUUCUCGCCACUCUUUUCAACCAGGGAAAUAAAGGCCCUAAAGUCUCAUUUCCUCGAUCUACGGGCUGUCUAUUUAUUUUCACCUUGCCUUCCUCUUGGUUCCUUUUUUGUCUGUUUUGUUACCUUUUUUGACUGGACCUUGUGAUUACUUCGGAUUUGGUUUUGCGAAACGCAAUUGAAAAGCGCCUCGGAGAAAUUUUCAGUCGAGUGUCAAUGGAAUAUCCAGAUUCGGUUGGCUUUGCUUAACUUUGCUCUGUGAUUGGUCCAUUAAAUUCGUGCCAUUCUCUCCACCAAUCAGAUGUAAAACUAAAACAAACACGACUUGGUCGCCCGCGUUUUCUCACUCUUCAGAUACUUUGGUUUGUUUUUACUUAGAGAUAUCAUCGGUUUCUACGGGUACAAUCCUUUCCUCUGAUUGGCUGUUGUCAUUACCUUGGUUUUAGUUUACGACAGUCAAUCGAAAAGCGCUCGAAAAUAUAUUUUGAAUCCAUAGGUGACAACAGUUCAGUUGAGCAGCACCACGGACCGUAACUGGGGAAUUACUGGUUUAAGACAAGAAUUUCCAAACGGAACGCUACUAAGAACAGGCGAACAGCAACAGGAUAAAGGUGUGGGAAGAAACUUAUGACUUAACAGACAUUUAAACUUUCUUCGGAAAAAGUAAAGGUUAAGUCAGCAACCUAGCGAAGAGAAGAACAUGAAACGACUAAGAGUAUUGUUGGCCCCUGGCCCCAAUAUCCCCCCUCCAGAUAGAAUGUUAGUCCAUUGCGAGUCACUACCACCCCCCCCCCCCCACCGUAUCCAGCAUUUCGUUAGGUUUCCAGGUCUGUUCACCAAUACCCCUCUAAACUCAUGGUUGGAGAGGGGCAUGGGGAGAGUAUAAUGUCUUGCCCAAGAAAACAACACAACGACCCGGCUAGAUCUCGUAACCAGAUCUCUAAACUCGCAGUCUGGUGUGCCAAUCUUCUAUUUCACUCUAUAAAGCCGUUAGAAAAUAGUCUGAUAUGUAUGUGAUUUCAAGUGAGAUCCAAAAUAGAGUAGUUUUGAAAGAUACUCCAACUGCGGUGUGUUGUAGUGUGUAAAAUUUAAUUGAUUCUGGAGGGCUGCUUUCAAUUACUGACAGUUUGUUCUUGGGUUUUCGUGUUUGUUUUGUAAACUUUGCCCCGUUUAAUAGAGAUAGAAUUCUAACGAACUAGACUCAAUCAAACUGUUUUGUUCCACUCUCGUAUUCGCUUAUUUACAACGGGUGUGUAAAAAGCUACUCUGCAAAAUUUGUAAGAAAUCACUCUCUUAUACGAUAUUCUCUACAUUGUGAUUGGUUGUUGCUAAGUACUGAUUUAAAAGGUCAUUCAAGGCUGCGUUGAUCAUGUAAACCGAUCAAUGUUCCAAAAUCGUAACAGGCGGUGCUUCUAGCUCUUGACAUAAUGUUCACACUUAUCCUCUGACAUAUGUCACGCACGAAUGACGAAGUCUCCGACAUUUGCUCAUUUGUUCUAUCCUUUCGUUCACAGCUCGUCGUCGCGCGGGCAAUGUGCGUGGAGGCUCGAACCACUCGCUCCAAACCUUGUCAACCUCUGACUCCACCCACAGCUUGUCAGGGGACAGAUACGGACGUACUUCCGUCAGUCUCAGUACACAACAGUCAGGUGGCAUCAGCAGGCAGCCACAGGCCUCCUCGUCUGCGCCCUAUAUUGCACAGGGGUCUUACUCUCCUUACAACGUGAAUGGUGACGUCACUGAUACAAGCAGGUUGGAUAUGUAAGAUUAUUGUUCAAAAAUUAAAGUCAAAGUCCGGAAUUUUCCUUUACACCCCAGAAGUUAUUAAUAUGUCACUUCUUCCUAUAAUAUCCAUGCAUUAUCCAGACGUAAGUAACAUGCGCGCGAGAAGCUGACUAUCUGUUUUACGCGCGUGAUUUCUCGCGCCCCGUUGAAUCGCGCGGCUGCUACACCAAGUCUACUUCAAAGUUCUUCCGUCCUUGUUGAAUUACCAUCUGAUCGAAUUACAGUUUCUUUGUGCAACACGUUUUCUCUGCUUUUCUUUCAGGAGUAAGAAUACUCGAUUCAAGUAGAGUAUACGUAUUUGAGUACUUGAUGGCGGUCAAAUUAGUUAUCCAUGGGAAUGUGGCAGAGAAGCAGAGUUCUUCUAUUCAAGAACACGCUCAUUGGGUAGAGAAGGAUUCGUUAUCAUUUUCGCUUCUGCAAAAGACAUUGUACAAACACAGUUCAAAUCAACAUCUGGAUAUAGUUUUCAUGAGGCCUCACUCUAGUUUUAUUUCAGUUGUGCGACAGUUUGCUUCCGGAUAGACUUUGCUAGUUAAAUGGGUAGCCUUCAGAACAGGCGAAUUUGUUUGGACUUUUCAGGCGAUCGAAGGCAAGCACGAAUCACGCGCAAGGAGAGGACAAAUAUAUCAUGAACAUAACAUUUUUUUUUUUUGCACCUUUCUCCUCGCGCAUGACUCGCGCUUCGUGUUCGCCUCGCGCUUCGUGUUGGCCUUGCACUUUCCUUAGUUCGCCUUAAAUGCGCCAAAAGAUCUCACCUGUUCUGUAGGCUAAUAGCUGACAAUUUCAUUGACCUGCAAUGAGAUGUCCCAGGAAAAACUCUACAUAAAAUCUGAACUAGAGAAAUAAUAAUUUUUUUUAAUGUUUUGCCCUCUGGUAAUGUUUCAUAUUGAAGAUAAUACACCAGAGGAUACAACCUCUUCUAUAAAGGACCAAAACUUUAAGGAAAUGUUAGAAAUGGAAAUAAAAACUUGGAGACAUUAUUUUUAGAAAUCCCUUUAAAUUGAACCGAAUUAAUCCAAUAUUCUCACUUUUCACACAUUCCCUCCCCAACCCCAAGGAACACGAUCAAUAUCUCGCAUAAAUAGAUUUAUUUAAUCUUGAACCAUAAUACAUAAAUUCUGAACCAAUUUUACAAAGGUCCUGGUGAUUUUUACGUUAUCAACGCUGACCAUUACUUAAGAAUAGCCAAGUAAAUUUGAUGAAUGACCCGAGAAACCAACAGAUAAUUCUAGAGCACUUCUUAAACCCUUUCACUCC
Pocillopora meandrina is the source of this 28178-nucleotide messenger RNA. The record is from the annotation of a GenBank genome assembly. NCBI's taxonomy places the organism in Eukaryota, Metazoa, Cnidaria, Anthozoa, Scleractinia, Pocilloporidae.